Molecule: messenger RNA, 569 nt
Organism: Parasteatoda tepidariorum (common house spider)
Lineage: Eukaryota; Metazoa; Arthropoda; Arachnida; Araneae; Theridiidae
Source: RefSeq, a predicted model, not a curated record
AUAAGCAAGCAUUGAUGCAAUGUAGAGAUAAUAUGGGCUAUAUAUGCAACAAACAAAUCUCUUCCUACACUAUUCCGAUCAAAUCCUAAAGGAAAAAUGAGCUGUAUAUUUUUAAUAUAUUUCUCCUUAUUAGCUUAUUACGUCUACGGAACUCAACUUCCAACCAUGUCAAAAAAGGAGUUGCUAAAUAUACUUGAUUGUAUCAGUGAUUCAAAGGACUUUCCAGCUUGUCAGCGAUUUUUAAAAUGCAAUGAUAUGAUGGCUGAAGAUGUAAAAAAGCGAUUUGAAGAAUGUCAAGAAAUGCUUCAUGCUCCCGUGGAAUGUGAAGAAGGAAAACCAUUAUUCCCGAAUCCAGAACAAAGCGAAAUUUUUGAUUGCAUAGCUGAGAAAUUUCCAACGGUUGAAGGAGAAGAUCGAGAAAAGAUGAGGAAUUUUGAAAAAUGUGCUAGAACACUACAUGCUGAGACAUGCAAGAUUCCUAAAUAUCUGUGAUUUCUGCGAAACAUUUCAUUAAUUGUCAGGUGUAUAAUAGUAAAAAAUAUCAGUUUUUAUUUAGUUAUAUUUUAUUU